Messenger RNA from Hydatigera taeniaeformis, 1272 nucleotides. NCBI's taxonomy places the organism in Eukaryota, Metazoa, Platyhelminthes, Cestoda, Cyclophyllidea, Taeniidae. The record is from the annotation of a GenBank genome assembly.
AUGGCAGAGUUAUCGAAUUUGAGUCAAGGUGGUAGCUUUGUCUUUCUAGGGAGGAUUCGUAGUCGAACGGCGGAUUUCGACAAAUUGCGCCAAGCCCAAGUAGACCGAACUGCUCUAGAAACAAACCUUUUACUAAUCAGAUUGGAAAAGCUUUCAAACAUUCCUGAUAAUCUCGAUAAUUCCCAACGGCAUGUUCUUGAACAAAGUAUAGUGCCGUGGAUUAUGGCUAAAGUCAGUCUUUGUCCUCGCUGCGGGGCUUCAUUUGGUUUGGGAUGGUCAAAGUACUCUACCUCUGGAGAUUCAACGGCCACUGCCACCUCCCACUCUUUCCUCGUUACUCCCCCAACCUCCCUCUCCCGUCGUGCACGAGAGGGUCUGCAUUUUGCCUCUAGAUUUGUCUCUACAUUGAUUGAUAAUGAUCCUGUCUAUCGUAGGAUGCACCACUGUCGUCUGUGUGGUCAUAUAAUCUGCGCAGACUGCUCUUUUUUCCUCUCCAAAGAGGAGAUUUCGCACGUCAUAAAAGCUUGCAAUUGGGCCAAAAGUGAAUCCCUAGCAAUCAAUGCUGUUUCGUCUGAAAAUAUCCCGUCUUUGGGAGGGGAGAUUCUCAACUGCAAGCCUCCUUUUCUUUCGAGGUCGACUUCUCUAACCAGUCUGGAUAGCUCUGUUCCGAAGCGAACAGAAGAGGUUCCUAAAUUACGCAUUUGCGAAGUAUGUAAGUUGGUUUUGGAAGGGAAGAUACAACAGAUUGAGGAGGGUAAUGCAACACCACUAGGAUUGGAAGAGUUUCAGGCGCUGAAACAAGCAAUGGCGAAGGUGACUGAAAAGAUGCCUUUAUUUUCUUCAAUGGCAAAUAGCCUAAGUUUAGGUGAGGAGAAGUACAUACUAGACAUAGCCAAGUCUCUGCGUUUGGAACUACUCCAAAAUCUGCAGAAGGUUGACGAGAUAGGAAAGGUGAUCGCCAGUUUGGAUGUCUCAACGAGCAGAUCAGCAGCCACUCAGGCACGCCUUAACCGUACAAUAGGUCAGUUCGCGCGGCGCUUUGUGCGGAACAAUCUAUCUUCGCUGCGGAUUCUUCCUAGCGAGAAGGAGCACCGUCAGUUGGCGCAAAAACGCACCACUGAUUUGGAGUCCAAACGACAGGAGUCAGCAGCCCUUGUCUCAAAGAAAGCAGAUACCGUGUCGAGGAAACCGGAGAAAUUGCUUCCACCUCCAAAAAGGGGUCAGGUAGUUCUUUUUGCACGCGACGAUCAUAAGAUGAUUAUGAUCUUGUAA